UCUUUUUGCAUAUAAGAACAAUAAACCAAUAAUUCACUCUAAAAAGAAGUUUAGUGCUAGAGAAAAAAAAGAAAGCAAAUGCACUCAGUGACCCCUAUAUAAACACUUACAUUGCAAAGGUACAUUCUCUCAAGCUAAAAAAUAAAAACAAAGAAGAAACAAAGAGAGAAACAGAGCCAGUCUCUUCUCUGUUUUUUCCUCCACCAUAAACUGAAUAUCUAAUCAUUCUCUCUUCAAAUGGAUUCGCCUAGUACUCAAAAGGCUAAACCGAGAAAGAUGAAGGCUGCUGUGAAGAAGUCUCGAGUUCAAAAACUCUUGGAUUUGUUUUACCGAGUGGUCGAGAUAACUGUGGUUAUGGUUACAGUGGCCAAGCUCUGUUACCAACUAGUCAUCAUGUUCGAGGACUCUGGCCUCUCACGUUUUCUCAUCAACCGUCAUCUUGCUUUCCUCUUGGGGAACGCCAUAGUCAUCGCCGUAGCCGCCAAGUGCGGUCUCUUUGCGAAUCAAGAACCUGAUGCACGGAGAAACAUAAAUGAUUUUUACGACCAGUUUGUUCGGGAGAGCUCAAGAAGAGAACAGAGCAGUGAAGAAGACAGAUCAAAACAGAUCAGCGAAGAUAAGAGACAGAGCAGAGCAAAACAGAGCAUGUUGGAGAACAGGGCGAAACAGAGUACUGAAGAUAACAGAGAGAAACAGAGCACGGACAAGAAGGACAUAACUGUGAAGAGAGAGAAGCAAAGGAGUGGGUCAGAGAAUCUAGAGGGCUCGAAGAAGAGUUCUUGUGGAAGAUUGAAGAGAUCGGAGACUGAGAGACAUGCUGAUGUUUCUGAUGAUGAACUAAGGUACAAGAUCGAGUCUUUCAUUGCGAGACAGAGGAGGAACCAAAAGGAUGAAGAGUUUUGUAUUGUUUAAAUAAGUACUUAGAAAAAAAAAGAAGCAAGGAAAAAAAAAAAGAAGAAGAAAAACUUUUUGUUUAUGCAAAUAACAUUCACAUAUAUGUGUGUUUGUAAAUAUACGGGUGAAGAUAUUUCAAAGCCCCAGCAUAAAAUGUUGUUUUAGCUUUUCUUUUCUCUUUUUUUUUCUUUGUAAAAUUUUGUUCCAUCUUAUAAGCUAUGUAACAUAUAUUUUCUGUAAA
Brassica napus (rape) is the source of this 1135-nucleotide messenger RNA. RefSeq lists its product as uncharacterized. The coding region runs from base 238 to 912 and encodes 224 amino acids. The record is from RefSeq and is a predicted model, not a curated record. Lineage: Eukaryota; Viridiplantae; Streptophyta; Magnoliopsida; Brassicales; Brassicaceae. The transcript has a single exon.